Molecule: messenger RNA, 432 nt
Organism: Gongylonema pulchrum
Lineage: Eukaryota; Metazoa; Nematoda; Chromadorea; Rhabditida; Gongylonematidae
Source: the annotation of a GenBank genome assembly
CGCGAAACGCAGGGAGCAACGACGCGUACGACAUCAAUCGGUCAUCGUUUAAAGACAUCCCUGGUUAUCGAUGCACUUCCAUCACUGAGUGGUCAGACUAUGAUUGAAGUACUUGCUCGCGGCGGAGUUGUCGAAGCAGCAGCGAUUCCCGCGGCAACCAGUAGCAGUGCAAUUGGUGGCGGCGGCGGCGGCGGUGCGUCUUCAACAUCUUCCGGAGUGUCGUCCGCUUCGAAGCAUCUGUCUUCAUCUGUAUCUACACUUUCUGCAGUUGGGCAAGGAGUGGAACUAAGACAGCAGAUUGCUAAGAGCCCUUCUGAUGAGUCGAUAAGGUCACGCACAUCAUCUUCCGGUAACAGUGGUAUUAACUCAAACGGUGCAACAAACACGGGCGCAAAUAAUGGAAACAAAGUAUGUCAUAAAAUGCACCUUUAA